Molecule: messenger RNA, 2838 nt
Organism: Arvicola amphibius (Eurasian water vole)
Lineage: Eukaryota; Metazoa; Chordata; Mammalia; Rodentia; Cricetidae
Product: zinc finger protein 431-like
Exons: 5
Coding region: 355-2445 (696 amino acids)
Biological process (GO): regulation of transcription by RNA polymerase II
Molecular function (GO): DNA-binding transcription factor activity, RNA polymerase II-specific; RNA polymerase II cis-regulatory region sequence-specific DNA binding
Source: RefSeq, a predicted model, not a curated record
AAGAGGAGCAGGCGUCAGCGGUUUUGCUGCUGUGCUGCCAUUGCUGCUGUAGGGAGCUGAGCGGAGAGCUUUCGCGCGAGCUGGGAAGCCACAACAUGCCAAUCAGACCCUCCACGUGACCUGCCACUCAGAAGUGGUGAAGGGCCCUUCCUGGUCUCAGGCUUCCGGGUUGACUUUGAAGAGGAGCCAGCAUCAGCCGUUUGGGUGCUGUGCUGCCAUUGCUGCUGCAGGGAGCUGAGCGGAGAGCUUUCGCGCGAGCUGGGAAAGCCAGCAUCAGCGAUUUUGGUGCUGUGCUGCCAUUGCUGCUGCAGGGAACUGAGCUGAGAGCCUUCGCGCGAGCUGGGAAACCACAACAUGUUUGCAGUGACCUAUGAUGAUGUGCACAUCAACUUCACUUGGGAAGAGUGGGCUUUGCUGGAUCCUUCCCAGAAGGAGCUCUACAAAGAUGUGAUGCUGGAGACCUACAGGAACCUCACUAGUCUAGGAUAUGACUGGGAAGAUCAUAAUGUUGAAGAAAAUUAUCAAAUUUCUAGAAGACAAGAGAGGAACUAUAGAAACCAAACUGGAGAGAAACCUACUGAAUAUACUCGAUGUGCUGAAGCCUUUGCAUAUGGUUGUCAUUUUCAAAAACAUGAAAAACCACAUACUAGAGAUCAACCCUUUGAGUGUAAUCAGUGUGGUAAAGCCUUUGCAUUUCCCAAUAGUCUUCAAAACCAUGAAAGAACACAUACUGGAGAGAAUCCCUAUGAAUGUAAUCUGCGUAGUAGAGUCUUUGCAAUUAAAUGUAAUCUUCAAAGUCACGAAAGAACACAUACUGGAAAGAAGCCCUCUGAAUGUAAUCAGUGUUAUAAAGCCUUUGCACAUAACAUUUUUCUUAAAAUUCAUAAAGGUACACUUACUGGAGGAAAAUCCUAUGAAUGUAAUCUGUGUGGUAAAGCCUUUUCUUUUCAAAGCUCUCUUCUAAGACAUAAAAGAACACAUACUGGAGAGAAACCCUAUGAAUGUAAUCUCUGUGGUAGAUCCUUUGCAUUUAAAUAUAAUCUUGAAAGUCAUAAGAGAACACAUACUGGAGAGAAACCCCAUGAAUGUAAUCAGUGUGGUAAAGGUUUUGCACGUCCUAGUCAUCUUCAAAUGCAUGAAAGAACACAUACUGGAGAGAAACCCUAUGACUGUAAUCUGUGUGGUAAAGGUUUUGCACGUCUUAGUCAUCUUCAAAUGCAUGAAAGAAUACAUACUGGAGAGAAACCCUAUGACUGUAUUCUGUGUGGUAAAACUUUUGCACGUCUUAGUCAGCUUCAAAGUCAUAAAAGAACACAUACUGGAAAGAAAUCCUAUGAAUGUAAUCAGUGUGGUAAAGCCUUUGCCCAUCACUCUUCUCUUAAAAGUCAUGAAAGAACACAUACUGGUGAGAAACCCUAUAAAUGUAAUCAGUGUGGUAGAGCCUUUGCACAUAACACUUCUCUUAAAAGUCAUGAAAGAACACACACUGGAGAGAAACCGUAUGAAUGUAAUCUGUGUGAUAAAGCCUUUGCCCAUCAGAGUCAUCUUCAGAGUCAUAAAAGGACACAUACUGGAGAGAAACCCUAUGAAUGUAAUCUGUGUGAUAAAGCCUUUUCUUGUAAAACUCUUCUUCGAAAGCAUAAAAGUAUACAUACUGGUGAGAAACCCUAUGAAUGUCAUCUGUGUGGUAAAGCCUUUGCCCAGCAGAGUCAUCUUCAGAGUCAUAAAAAAACACAUACUGGAGAGAAACCCUAUAAAUGUAAUGAGUGUGGUAAAGCCUAUGCACAUCAUACUUCUCUUAAAAGUCAUGAAAGAAUACAUACUGGAGAGAAACCGUAUGAAUGUAAUCUGUGUGAUAAAGCCUUUGCACAUCACACUUCUCUUAAAAGUCAUGAAAGAACACAUACUGGAGAGAAACCCUAUGAAUGUAAUCAGUGUGGUAGAUCCUUUGCACUUAAAUGUAAUCUUAAAAGUCAUAAGAGAACACAUACUGGAGAGAAACCCCAUGAAUGUAAUCAGUGUGGUAAAAGUUUUGGAGGUACUAGUAAUCUUCAAAUGCAUGAAAGAACACAUACUGGAGAGAAACCCUAUGACUGUAAUCUGUGUGGUAAAGGUUUUGCACGUCUUAGUCAUCUUCAAAUGCAUGAAAGAAUACAUACUGGAGAGAAACCCUAUGACUGUAUUCUGUGUGGUAAAGCUUUUGCACGUCUUAGUCAGCUUCAAAGUCAUAAAAGAACACAUACUGGAAAGAAACCCCAUGAAUGUAAUCAGUGUGGUAAAGCCUUUGCCCAUCACACUUCUCUUAAAAGUCAUGAAAGAACACAUACUGGUGAGAAACCCUAUAAAUGUAAUCUGUGUGGUAGAGCCUUUGCACAUCACGCUUCUCUUAAAAGUCAUGAAAGAACACAUACUGGAGAGAAACCCUAUGAAUGUAAUCUGCUUUGAAAAGCCUUUUCUUGUCAAACUUUUCGAAAGCAUAAAAGAAUACAUAUGGGAGAGAAACCUUGUGAGUGAAAUCACUGUAGCAAAGUCUAUAUAUAUCAUAGUUAUCUUCAAAAUCAUGAGUGAACGCGAACUGGAGAGAAACCCCAUGAAUGUAAUCUGUGUGGUAAAGUCUUUGCUUGUCAAAGUGUUCUUGGAAGGCAUUAAAAACCACAUAGUGGAUCCAAAACCUAUGAAUGUAAUGUGUGUGUUACAGUCUUUGCAAAUAACAGACAUCUUCAAUGGCAUAAAAGAACAAAUACUGGAGAGAAACCCUCCAAAUGUUAUCAGUGCGGUAAAGUCUUUGUCUAUUACACUCUUCUUCAAAUGCAUAAAAGGACUCAUACUCGAGUGAAA